Messenger RNA from Frieseomelitta varia, 2163 nucleotides. RefSeq names its product reticulon-4-interacting protein 1 homolog, mitochondrial-like. The coding region runs from base 661 to 2103 and encodes 480 amino acids. Gene Ontology annotation, molecular function: oxidoreductase activity. Gene Ontology annotation, cellular component: mitochondrion. The transcript is spliced from 10 exons. NCBI's taxonomy places the organism in Eukaryota, Metazoa, Arthropoda, Insecta, Hymenoptera, Apidae. The record is from RefSeq and is a predicted model, not a curated record.
UUAUCUGAAUUGGUACGGCAGGAUAUGACAUGAAAAUGAUAAAAGGGUCCAUAGACCUCCCAAUCGUAGGUCGGAAAAAUAUAUUGUAUGCUUCGUGUAUUCUGCGUCCAUGUCUAUUUUGUAGUAGUAACUGUUUGAACCAUUCUCGAACGUACAUGACACAUAUUGGCCGUACGCCAUUGUCCUCUCAACCAAUACAAGAAAAUGUAUUGUGAUUAGUUACAUUUUUGACAAGAAGUCAAUCAAUCGAAUAAUAAAUGUCUAAUCCAUUUCGUUGUAUAAAAUCAAAACGCAGAUAAUUUUCCUUUCAAUGAAAAUAUUAUUCAGCACUUGAAAAAAAUAACGUCAAUAUAUAUGUAUGUUAAUGUUAUACAAUCUACAAAUAUAAAUAUAUCUAUUAUCAGGAACAUAUGUACACAUGCAAAGUCAUAAGAAGAUAAUAUUUUACAUGCAACUCAAAAAUGACGAAUCCCAAUAUUUACGAAGCAGUCAUACUUUAAAACAGAAUCUUGAUAUCUAUUUUGAGUUAUACAAAAUGUGUUAAUCGUUUAUUUAUAUCACAACUGUGCUGCAUUUCCAGUUAACCGGUCACUGUAACAGUGUGUAAUUUAAAAUAAUGUACUAAAUUAAAACUGUCAAACAAGACGUGUUUACGAAAUAAUGGAAGAGAUUUGGUUCCACCUAUCAAAUCAAUUCGAGACACUUCAGAUUCAAACCUCGUUACUUGCACAACAAGGGCAACAAUGGAUUAUAACAUUGUUAACUCAAGCACGUCAAGUUUUUUACAAAUUACACGAAAACCAAAACAUGCAAAAUGUCAAGGACAUUGUACAACAUAUACUUAUUUGGAUUGAAAAUGCUUGGGAACAAUUGCAAUUUCAAUAUUAUAAUGCACACAUUAAUGUCAGAGGACUUUACAAACAAAUAAAGAGUUUAUAUAACAAUGAAGUGUCAAAAAGAGAACUUGCAUUUUGUCUAGCAGGUUUAAUUGUUGGUACUUUAAUUGGUUAUUAUAUUGGAAUCAAUUGGGGGCAUGUAUCUCAUCAUAUGCAUCAUAUAAAAGCUGUAAUAUGUCACCAUUACAUUGGUAUUGAGGGUGUAUCUAUGAUAGAUGAUGCAGAAAUGCCUAUAAUUGAAAGAUCUAAUGAAUUAUUGGUACAAGUUAAAGCAGCUUCUGUUAAUAUUGUUGAUACAAAGAUAUGUUAUGGUUACUCCAAAAUUUACAGAAGACUCCUCAAUUCUGGUAAACACAAAGAACUACCAGUGACAUUAGGCAGAGAUUGCACUGGAAUAGUGGUAGGUAUAGGACAAAAUGUUAUCAAUUUUGAUAUUGGAGAUGAAGUAUUGUUAGCUGUACCUUCAUGGGCUCCUGGUACAAUGGCAGAAUAUAUAGUUGUCCCAGAAAGUCAAGUAGUUAAACGACCGAAACUUUUUACCUUUGAAGCAUCUGCAAGUCUACCCUACAGUGGAUGCUUAGCCUGGGAUGCCUUGGUUAAUAGAUCUGCAAUUCAAGAAGGCAAUGCAAAAGGAAAACGAGUACUUAUAUAUGGUGGAAAUACCCCUGUUGGUUGUAUCUUAACUCAAUUAGUUAAGUUAUGGGGUGGAUAUGUAGUUACAAUGUCUAGACCAAAUGCAAUUCCUGUAUCAAAAGCUUUAGGAGCAGAUGAUGUUAUAGCACUAGACGAUUCAGAUGUAGAAAAAGAGUUGCAAUUACAUGAUAAAUUCGAUUCUAUAUUUUAUACUGGAGGACAACCAAUUGACGAACGUAUAUUAAAGCAGCACUUAAUGCCUUAUGGUUCUUAUGUCUCGACUGUUCCCGAACAAUUAACAUCUGACUCAUUAGGUUUCAUAUUUGGAAGCAUAUUUGCUGGAUGUGUACGAAUAAAGUUACUAGUUCAGUACGUGCUUGGAUUUAAUAUGCAUCAGUGGAAAGAAGGUUCGAAAAUGAAUGCAACGUACUUGCAGGCAUUGUGCGAUUUAGUUGACGCUGAUCAAUUACAGAUGGUUGUAGACAGGGUGUAUGGACCUUACAAUAUCGAACAAGCAUUAUAUCAUAUACUAGAUCCCAAUGCUAUUGGUAGUACUAUAAUAACAUUUCAGUGACAAUUGAAUAUUAUGUGUAGAAAAGAUUUCAGUUAUAUAAAUAUCAGUUUCUUUUAUUAA